AUGCUCCCGGAUUUCCUCCGUCCUCUCAUUCUCUCCGGCCCUUCUGGCGUCGGCAAAAGCACUCUUUUACAACGGCUGUUUGCAGAAUAUCCUGAUAAAUUCGGUUUCAGCGUUUCUCACACGACUCGCAACCCUCGACCAGGCGAGGUUGAUGGAAAACAGUACCACUUUGUGACGGUGGACAAGUUCCAGGAGCUCAUCAGACAAGGAGCCUUUAUCGAACACGCGCAGUUCUCUGGAAACUUUUACGGAACGAGCUUUCAGACUGUCAGAGAGGUAGAGAAGGAAGGACGGCGGUGUAUUCUUGACAUCGAGGCCCAGGGUGUACAACAAAUCAAGGCGACAUCACUCAAUCCGGUGUACUGUUUCAUCUCUCCCCCGACCAUGGCAUCGCUGCGCGAGCGAUUGAAAGGACGGGGUACAGAAACGGAAGCGUCGGUGGCGAAGCGGCUGGCGACGGCAGUGAGGGAGAUUGAGUACGCCAAGGAACCAAAUAUGCACGACUAUGUUAUCGUGAACGACGAUCUAGAGAGGGCAUACAUGCUCUUCAAGCAGUUGGCACUGGGAGAAAAGAUUCUGACCGAUACUCUGCCAAGAUUAGAUGACUAA
Guyanagaster necrorhizus is the source of this 609-nucleotide messenger RNA. RefSeq names its product guanylate kinase. The transcript has 3 exons. Gene Ontology annotation, cellular component: cytosol. Gene Ontology annotation, molecular function: GMP kinase activity. Gene Ontology annotation, biological process: purine nucleotide metabolic process. The record is from RefSeq and is a predicted model, not a curated record. Bases 1 to 609 code for a protein of 202 amino acids. NCBI's taxonomy places the organism in Eukaryota, Fungi, Basidiomycota, Agaricomycetes, Agaricales, Physalacriaceae.